ACUAUUAAAUAUAGUUUUUUGUAUUUCAAUUAGUACAGUCACAGCACAUGCUUCAGCAAAUUUCCACAUCACAGUCCAAAACCUAAAGCCAACUACUGCAGUCUUCACUAUCUUCAGAAGAAUGAAGUCAACCGCGACUUUGAUCUGCUUCUUGCAGCUACUUAUCCUCCUCCUCCGGCAAUCUCUGGCCUCAUCACUAUUCACGAUCGCCAAUUCAAGCUCUACUUUUCCCGAUGAAGCUCUCCCAACCAAAUCCGGCUAUUUACCCGUCAAUCCGAGUACCGAUUCGGCCAUUUUCUACACCUUCUAUGAAGCCCAAGAUCCAGUCUUACCUCUCUCCCAAACCCCACUUCUAAUCUGGCUUCAGGGUGGCCCUGGCUGCUCCUCCAUGAUAGGCAACUUCUUUGAGCUCGGUCCAUACCGUGUAGUUGAUACUCAGGGUGAAAACAUUGCUCUUGAACGCAAUCUAGGCUCUUGGAACCGCAUUUUCGGCCUUAUUUUCCUUGAUAAUCCUAUUGGAGUUGGGUUCAGUAUCGCUGCUACACCAGAAGAAAUACCCAGAGAUCAACACUCUGUUGCGAAGCAUCUCUUUGCUGCGAUCACUGGGUUCAUUGGUUUGGAUCUAGAUUUCAAGAAUCGUCCACUUUAUAUUACUGGUGAGAGUUAUGCUGGGAAGUAUGUCCCUGCAAUUGGAUACUACAUUUUGAAGCAGAAUAUGAGGUUGCCAGAGGCAGAGCAAGUGAACUUGAAAGGUGUGGCUAUAGGUAAUGGGUUAAUAGAUCCACUGACACAAGUGAAAAUUCAUGCUGUAAAUGCAUAUUUUUCUGGUUUGAUCAAUGAGAGGCAAAAGGGUGAAUUGGAGGAAGCGCUGUGGAAGGCAGUUGAGUUCGUUAAAAUGGGAAAUUGGAGCGAGGCAACAAAUGCAAGGUCUGAAGCCUUGGAUUUGCUCCAAAACAUGACAGGGUUGGCCACCUUGUAUGAUUUCACCAGGAAAGUGCCUUAUAAGACAAGUUUAGUCACCAAAUUCUUGCAAUCAGUGGAGGUGAAGAAGAAAAUAGAUGCAAAAGAAUCUAUAGUUUUUGACGAAUGCAGUGAUGUGGUGGGGGAAGCACUUGCAGAGGAUGUGAUGAAAAGUGUGAAGUAUAUGGUGGAAUUGUUGUUGAAGAUGAGCAAAGUAUUGUUGUACGAAGGGCAUUUUGAUUUGAGACUUGGUGUGGUUUCCACUGAGGCUUGGAUCAAGACAAUGAAAUGGGAGGGGAUUGGGAGGUUUCUGAUGGCUGAGAGAAAAUUCUGGAAAGUGAAUGGAGAGCUUGCUGGUUAUGUGCAGAAAUGGGGAAGCCUGAGCCAUGCCUUGGUACUAGGGGCAGGUCAUCUUGUGCCAGCUGACCAGGCAUUAAAUUCUCAGGCCAUGAUAGAGGAUUGGGUUUUGGAUAGGGGGGGCGUCUUUGCUUUUGAGCAAAAUAAGGAUUCUGCAUUAGACUCAUAGGGGUCAGUUCACUCUGAAAUUUGUAGCUGAUGCAUUUGCUGUAGCAACUAGCAAGACUAGGUUACUGUAUGAGUCGGUGAUUGUGGAAGUUGCUAGUAAAUUUCAUUAAUAAUGCGCAUUGGGCUUGUUAUUUCA
Molecule: messenger RNA, 1621 nt
Organism: Hevea brasiliensis (rubber tree)
Lineage: Eukaryota; Viridiplantae; Streptophyta; Magnoliopsida; Malpighiales; Euphorbiaceae
Product: serine carboxypeptidase-like 50
Biological process (GO): proteolysis
Molecular function (GO): serine-type carboxypeptidase activity
Source: RefSeq, a predicted model, not a curated record